AUGAAAGUAAUUGGGAUGCUUGAUAUUGAUGUAUCUGAAACACUUUUUAUUGAAAAAAACCCUGAACGAAAAAAUAUCAGGUAUUAUGUUGAGUAUGUGGAAAGUGAUAAAGAAGUCAUUGGCAUGUUCUAUUCAAUUAUUAAUGAAUUAAUAGAAAAGAAAGAAACAUGUUUCGGAGACUUAUAUAUACUCAAACACAGAACCAAUGUGCAACAAUUUAUAAUGCAUUCUGCACGGACCUAGGAAAUAAUAUUUAUCUGAACUGUGAAGCAAAUCCCAGGUUUCGCCUUGUGGAUAUGUUUCAUGGUGGAACACCAUAAAGUGUAAAAAAGCAUAUUGUUGCACAACUGGCUAUCCCCGACAGCUGUCUCAGGGUUGUUAUAUGCACUGUUGCUUUUGGUAUGGGUGUAAACUGCAGCAAUGUAAACGCGUCAAUUCAUUUUGGAGCACCAAAAUCCUUGGAAGCAUAUAUUCAAGAAAGUGGAAGAAUUGGACGUAAUGGUAGCACUAGUAUCAGUAGGAUUCGAUAUAAUGCAAUGUUGCUCAGAGGAGCAGAUCAUCAAAUGAGAAACUACAUUAAAGAAACACAAUGCAGGAGACAUAGUCUUAUGAAAAAGUUUGAAAAUUAUAAGCAAGAGUAUUCAAGUGGUUGCCAAUGCUGUGAUAACUGUGCAAAGUCCUGUACUUGCACUCAAAGUCCUGGGUGCAAAUGAACACUACUACAACCAGGCAAACUAGUGUCAAGCCAAUAAUAAAAACACAAAAUGUUUCCCCUGAACAGAAGAAGUAACUUCAUACACUUCUCCACGAAUACAGGGAGACACUGACUCAACAUAUAACAGUUUCUCUACCAAGUCUAUACACUGAAUUCUACAGCUUCCAUAUUAACCAAGUUUUAACUAACUGUCAAUUCCUCUUUACACUUGAUGAUGUAUACCAUUAUGUGGAAAUAUAGCACAAAGUUUAUGCAUUGAACAUAUUAUAUAGUACAGACAAAGUGUUUGGUGACAUAAAGGAAGAUAUUGGCUCCUUAAAUUUGUUGGACAUUGACCAGUCAAUGGACAGCCUUCCUGAUGAAUGGAUAAGUAUUAGGGAUGAUUCUGAAGACCUUGCAUUGUGGGAUAGUUAUAUGCUACAAUCUUUUCAGGACUGUUCCCAGGUCACACAUGAAGAUGAUAAUGAAAAUAAUAUGGAACAAUCUUUAGCGGAAUCAUCAUUUAAUGAAUGUCAAUAG
This is a messenger RNA of Paramuricea clavata, 1234 nucleotides long. The record is from the annotation of a GenBank genome assembly. Lineage: Eukaryota; Metazoa; Cnidaria; Anthozoa; Malacalcyonacea; Plexauridae.